This is a messenger RNA of Tympanuchus pallidicinctus (lesser prairie-chicken), 4419 nucleotides long. It is a transcript of the gene RALYL, whose product is annotated as RALY RNA binding protein like. Gene Ontology annotation, cellular component: nucleus. The record is from RefSeq and is a predicted model, not a curated record. Bases 238 to 1206 code for a protein of 322 amino acids. The transcript is spliced from 10 exons. Gene Ontology annotation, molecular function: RNA binding. NCBI's taxonomy places the organism in Eukaryota, Metazoa, Chordata, Aves, Galliformes, Phasianidae.
GGGCGCGGGGCUGAGUCCGGGCUGGGUCCGCGCCCGGCGCCGCCGCCGCUGCGCCCUCCCGGCUGCCAGUCCGCCCGGCUCCGGAUCACGUGGCGGUUGCCGGAGGCAGAGACUAGAGAGGAGAGAAAAAAAAAAGCGCCUCAUUCCUUCUUCCACCGCCAUACUGUAUUUUAUAGUAACUCUCAUUUUUAUUCCUCCCUUUUACUCCCGCUCGGUUUAAAGCCAAGUGAUCCAGCCAUGACCGGCAAAACACAGACCAGCAAUGUCACCAAUAAGAAUGACCCAAAGUCCAUCAACUCUAGAGUCUUCAUCGGCAAUCUGAACACAGCCAUUGUCAAAAAAGGUGACAUCGAAGCAAUCUUUGCAAAGUAUGGGAAAAUAGUUGGCUGCUCUGUGCAUAAAGGUUAUGCAUUUGUACAGUACAUGAGUGAGAGACAUGCCAGGGCUGCAGUGGCAGGAGAGAAUGCCAGGAUCAUCGCAGGGCAGCCACUCGAUAUCAACAUGGCAGGAGAACCAAAACCAUACAGACCAAAACCUGGCAACAAACGUCCACUUUCAGCACUUUACAGACUUGAAUCAAAGGAACCUUUUCUGUCUGUUGGUGGUUAUGUCUUUGAUUAUGAUUACUACAGGGAUGAUUUCUACAAUCGGUUGUUUGAUUAUCAUGGACGUGUCCCCCCACCACCUCGUGCUGUGAUACCACUGAAGCGUCCUCGUGUGGCUGUGACUACAACUCGUAGAGGCAAAGGGGUUUUCUCCAUGAAAGGAACAUCACGAUCCACCUCAAGUGGGACUUCUUCCUCAGGAUCCAAAUCACCCACCUGUCUUCCCCUGCCCCUUAUGUGGAGUGAUACUGCCCUUGGAAGCGUCACUGGAAGAGGAAGAGAAAGAUCAGUGAAAUCAGAUGAGUUGCAAACAAUCAAGAAGGAAUUAACCCAAAUCAAAACAAAAAUUGACUCCUUGCUAGGGAGACUGGAAAAGAUUGAAAAACAGCAAAAAGCUGAAGCAGAAGCUCAAAAGAAACAAAUGGAAGAUAAUGCUGAUUUGGUUCAAGAAGAAUGCAUAUCAGAGAAUGCAGAUAACUCUACAGAAGAUCCAAUUGAAGGAGGGCCAGAUGGAGAUGGGGAUGGAGAAGAGAUGACUGAUGGGAUAGAGGAGGAUUUUGAUGAGGAUGGCAGCAAUGAGCUGUUUCUACAGAUCAAGUGAUGAGAUGCCACGUGUGAACCCCCUGAAGGCUGAGAAGAGAAACUCUGACUUCCCCAAGAAAAUUGUGAACUGCAGUUUCUUACUGGCUUGUAACACCUUUGAUUCAAUUUGUAUGAAAAUUAAAUUUACUUAUUAAAAUGAACAUUAAUGUUCAAAUAUUAGAAAUUCCAUUUCUUAUAUGUUCUAAGCUGUACAAUUGUCAGAUUUUUAUGGUUUAGAUUGUAAAUGUGUUUUUCUCUGGCUAAUUAUUGGUAUUAUUUUUUUAAUUUUGAUGUCUUAAAAGCCAAUGUACUGUAUCAUAAUAUUAUGAAGGACAUAUUUAACAGGAGUGGGAAACACUGUAUACAAAUGUAUAUUUCUAAAAGCUAUUUUUAUGAUUAGCAUGUUUUACCCUAUUUAGAGUCAGGUGUUAUUGCACUUCCUUGUUUACAGCUUAAUUCAAACAAGAUCAUUAUGAUUAGUGACACACUUAAAAACAUUGUAUGCUACUUUCCAUUUUUUAUUUAUUGUAUUUGUCAUCUAAAAUAACCAUGUUUACUAAACAGGCUUAGUUGCUAAAAAGUAAAUAUGUCAAAAUAUGAAAGCAAUCUUUGAUAAACUGUAAAUUGGAUCCUUUUGUUAAUCCCUUUCUUCAGAUAAGCGCUCUGUGAUGCCACGCACUAUGCAGUUGUUGCAGCAGUAUCUGCACGUCUCUAAAGGCAGUUUCUUGCUGCCAUAUGGAAAGUUUACAUGACAGUCAGUCUCUUCCCCAGUCAGGUAAAUUACCUAUGCUGCCAAUAUUCGAGAGCCUGAGUUGGCUUACUGACUACUUCUUUGUUUCAUUUCCUGACAGCAGUCUGUCCACUCCCCGACCCCAAAAGCCUUCCUAAAAGCCUGAAGUUGGAAUAAUUAUUACAGGUGUCCUAGGGGUAAUGUCAGCAUCGAAUUUCUUAAUAAAUCAUAUUUCCUUUCAAAUAGAGUGGAUGCAUUAUUUCUCUUUUGUUACUAAGAUACUAAGAGUAUCAAAGCACAUCUGAUAUGGGUACAAGUUCUUAUCUAAGGAGAGUAUCGACUCAUUAACCAUCUGAAAGCUAGGCUUCCUUAGUGCUGCAGAUGACAUGAAACAAGGAAGAAAUGUUGAUUUACAUCCACAUGUGAGAUAUACUCCGAGAGAAAUAUCUUUGAAGUGAUUGUAGGGGCAAAAAAAAUUUAAAGCAAUAGCCUUCCAAUAGUGUGAGAUAUGAAUGUAAAUAUUUUAACCAGUCAGAUGGAGCUCCAACCCAGUUUCAUAGCAUUGUGCAAAACAACCCUAACUGCUAUCAUAGAAUCACAGAAUCAUAGAAUGGCCUGGGCUAAAAAGGGCCACAAUGAUCACCCAGUUUCAACCCUCUGCUAUGUGCAGGGUCACCAACCACAGACCAGGCUGCCCGGAGCCACAUCCAGCCUGGCCUUGAAUGCCUCCAGGGAUGGGGUAACCACAACCUCCUUGGGCAACCUGUUCCAGUGUGUCACCACCCUCCGUGUGAAAACUUUCCUCCUAACAUCUAACCUAAACUUCCCCUGUCUCAGUUUAAAACUAUUCCCCCUUAUCCUAUCACAAUCCACCCUCAUAAACAGCCAUUGCCCCUGCUGUCUAUAAGCUCCCUUCAAGUGUUGGAAGGCCACAAUGAGGUCUCCCCAGAGCCUUCUCUUCUCUAAGCUGAUCUGUUGCCGUGCUAUUUGGUAUCCAACUCCACACAGAUGAACCUUUACCUUGCUCUUAUAAUCAUUCUGCAUAGGCUAAAAGAAAGAUAAGAAAGAUAAAAAUGAAAGCAUUGAAGAGGCUCUUUAACAGAUCAGUCCUUCAAUAUCUAUAAAAAACAUUUGUUUGUAAGAUGAUAGGCCACCACUAAAAAUUAGGGUUAUGAAAGAGUAGUAUAAUUAGCUACACCUGACCAUUAGCAAUUACAGCCUCAGAAUCUGCCAAGGGGGACUGUUCCAGAAAAGAGAGAUAAUAUUAUUUCCAUCUAAGAGAAACGUUAGCACAAAUCAAAGGAUGAAAUAUUUCCCCAUUUUCUCCACUACUUCUCCAUAUAGUAUAGAUUAUGCACAUCUUUAAUAGCCAAAACUCAACAAGAAUUGUCAUUUGGGGAUCUCUGUCUUUGGCUGGCAGUUAAAACAAGUCCAGAUCUUAGUGGACAUUUGCCCAUUUAAGAAACUGCUGACUGACUCUAAAAGACUGUCAUCCAAACAGAAUGUCAUCCAAACAGAUCAGCUUUUUUAUAUAUGGGCAACUGCUAGGUACAUCUUUGCUUUACCACCUCCAUUCUAAAUGACCAAAUAAUCACCGAGAAGCACUCCGAUUUUUAAAAACAUCUUCCCAGUAGUAUCUUAUGAUCAUAUAUUCAAAGAAAUGAUUUCAUAGGCUUAAUGUCAACCCUUCUUCACACCACAGUUUAAGUCCUGAAUAGAUUUUGAACACAAAAAGUCACCUUUGAUGAGGUCAUGAGACACUGUUUCAUUUGCAAGCCAGAAGCUUCCUUUGCCAUGCAGUCUAUUACUAGCAAGGUUUCUUAACAGCAUGUUUGCUUCAAAUCACUGCAGAGGAUUCUGGUAGCUUCAGCAGAGCUUGACAGUUCUAUACCUAUGUAUGCAGUACACUCAGUGUUGUCUGCCAUCAAAACAUAUACAUAUUUUUCAUUGGUUUUGUUACUUGUAUGGAGUUUUUUCAUUUUGUGUUUUUGUUUUGAGGUUGUUCAUCCCUUGUAAUGGGAAAGAACAGGAAACAUAAAGGAUCUUGUCAAGUAGUUUGGCUAGUCAACAGUCAUAAAAUGAGUAGUCCUGAAUUAAACUAAUUCAUUUUCAACAAAGACUUACAUCCUCUGUGAAUUUUGAGUAUUAGUUUCAAGCCUGUGCAGCUGCAUGAUGGAAAAUAUUUACUAAAAAAGGCUUUAAAAUUUGGAUCAAUCAAUAAAAAAUAUUUUUACUUUUGUAAACUCUUGUAUUACAUAUUGUCAAUGUCCCUGUUAGUUUUGUCUGUAGAUCAACUUUUAGUUCUGAAAAGUCACUGUAAUAAAACUAUGUAGAUAAGAGCUACAAUAUUGUAAGCAGUCAUGUUUUUAAUCAACACCACUGCAAGUCAAAAUUAAAGCAUUUGGGGUUUUCCCAUGUCAAACAGAUUGAUGUUUCAUUACAGUUUUCUUUAAAAUGCUGUAACAUAAUUUUUACAUGUCUGUAAAUAAAUAUUUUCUCUGA